AUGGCUCCUCCAGCUAAGAAAUUCAUCAACAACCCCAACGAUGUAGUAACAGAGUUCAUCGAGGGUUUGGUCGAAACUUAUCCUGGUCUUCAGUACUUGGAUGGCCUUCCUGAGGUCAAGGUCGUCCUACGAGCUGAUGUCUCGGCUGCUGAUUAUGACAAGGUUGCUGUUAUAUCAGGAGGGGGAAGUGGGCAUGAACCAGCACAAGCUGGAUACGUGGGAGAAGGAAUGCUAACCGCAGCUAUUUGCGGUGAUGUCUUUGCUUCACCACCGGUUGAUUCCAUCCUAGCUGGGAUUCGGGCUGUAACUGGUCCAAUGGGAUGCUUAUUGGUUGUCACGAACUAUACUGGUGACCGUUUGAACUUUGGCCUAGCAGCUGAGCUAGCUAAAACUGAGGGUUUCAAAGUAGAGACUGUGAUUGUUGGAGAUGACUGUGCUCUCCCACCGCCGCGUGGUAUAGCUGGACGCAGAGGUUUAGCUGGAACAGUUCUUGUCCAUAAGGUUGCUGGAGCAGCAGCAGCUGCUGGUCUUUCUUUAGCAGAAGUGGCGGCAGAAGCAAAGCAUGCUUCUGAGAUGGUUGGGACAAUGGGAGUUGCGCUAACGGUUUGUUCGCUUCCGGGACAGGCUACAUCAGAUCGUUUGGGUCCAGAGAAAAUGGAACUUGGGCUUGGUGUUCAUGGCGAACCUGGUGCUGCUGUGGUUGACAUUCAACCUGUGGAUGUUGUAGUCUCCCAUGUUCUUCAACAGAUAUUAAGUCCAGAGACUAACUAUGUUCCGAUUACACGUGGUAACAGUGUGGUUCUGAUGGUUAAUGGCUUAGGUGGUACCCCUCUAAUGGAACUUAUGAUUGCUGCUGGAAAAGCAAUCCCUAAACUACAGUUGGAAUUUGGACUUGCCGUUGAUAGAGUGUAUACUGGAUCAUUUAUGUCAUCUCUUGAUAUGGCAGGUUUCUCGAUAUCAAUCAUGAAAGCUGACCAGUCAAUUUUAGAGCGUUUGGAUGCUCCGACAAAGGCACCUAGUUGGCCAGCUGGCACAGAUGGGAACCGCCCACCAGCAAAGAUCCCCGUUCCACUGCCUCCCUUCCUACAAAACAAAAAAGAAGAGUCUCUAGGCCGACCUCAAGAACUUAGUCAACAAGGUCGAAUUCUUGAGGCAGCUAUUAAAGCAGCAGCAACUGUGGUCAUUAGUUUGAAAGAUAGUUUGAACGAAUGGGAUGGAAAAGUAGGAGACGGGGACUGUGGAUCAACAAUGUGCAGAGGCGCAAAAGCUAUUCUGGAGGACAUGAAGAAUUACUAUCCGCUCAAUGAUGCUGCUGAAACAGUGAAUGAGAUUGGUUCAUCGAUCAGAAGAGUCAUGGGGGGAACGAGUGGAAUAAUUUACAGUCUCCUCUGCAAGGCAGCUUACGCUGAGUUAAAAGCUAACGCUCAGUCAGAAGUAACUCCCAAAAACUGGUCUGAUGCACUCAAGUCAUCAAUCUCUGCUGUCAGUAAAUAUGGUGGAGCAAGUGCAGGUUAUAGAACGAUGUUAGAUGCUCUCAUCCCAGCUUCAAAAGUCCUUGAGGAGAAACUGAGUGUUGGAGAGGACCCUGUUUCUGCUUUUGUUCUGUCUGCUGAAGCAGCAACUGCAGGAGCUGAAUCGACCAUUCAGAUGCAAGCACAGGCCGGGAGGUCAAGCUAUGUGUCAGCUGAGAUUCUUGCAUCAAUUCCUGAUCCGGGCGCAAUGGCUGCAGCCGCAUGGUACAGCGCUGCUGCAAGAGCCGUGAAGGAGCAGAGUCAGGGGUUAUGAGUUGUGAUCCGAUAGACUAGGUUCUGUGAAAGGUUAUUACAAGCUUGGUUGAUUUGACUUCUUGUUCUGUUACCUCAAGGCUCGUCUUUGUAUCUAAUGAGUCUUAAGUUCUUAGUGUGAAGACUCUGUUUGCAUGCAACAAAAAUUGACUUUAGGUUCUUGUAAAUGCUUGCCCAUGUUUAUAUGUAAAAAGAGUGUGAAUCAUUGUGUAAUUGUGUGAGUGGCUAUUUUUUGGUUGUAUAUAUUGAAGUAUUAUUUUUUUAAUUAAAGUGAAAUGGGUCGAGG
Molecule: messenger RNA, 2070 nt
Organism: Eruca vesicaria subsp. sativa (arugula)
Lineage: Eukaryota; Viridiplantae; Streptophyta; Magnoliopsida; Brassicales; Brassicaceae
Source: the annotation of a GenBank genome assembly